CACAACUUUCCCUUUGCUAUAAGGCAGCCAGGGAGCAGUGUGUGAGUGUGUGUGUGAGCGAGAGGGAGCGUGUGUGAGUUUAGGGGUGUAGGGACGGGAGUCUGGAACCCAAUCUGAGAAAAAGGAGCACUUUAGGGUUUUUGCCCCCCCACAAAUUUUAAGUAAAACAUUUCUGCAAGAUUUAGGCUCUACUGUCACUUUAAGCUUUUCCUUUAUCAGGAGCUUCUUUUUGUUGUGUUUAAGGAAAUAUCUGAUUUUCUUGUAUCUGCUUAAAAUACCCCAAAUUCACUGUCCUUAUCCUGUAAGUCGCCAGCGUUGCUCCAGUUUGAGUUUCCUACAUCUGUGUGUAAGUGUGUAAGUGUGUAAGUGUGUGCGUGUGGAUGUGCAAAUGCCUGUUUAACCCCUCACUUGCCUGUUGGAUUAAUACAAUGCUGAAGGUUCUGACCAAGAAGCUGAAGAACCAGAGUCUGAGCGAGAUCCAACCCUACCAGCGAAAGAUCCCAUACCCCCCCAGUGAUGAGGACGACAGCGACGAUUCUGAAGGUGAAAAUCAGGAACUUGCUCAGAUUGACAAAGAGAGAAGACGCAAUUGUAUCCUGACUCCAUUGGCCACGAACCAGCUGCAGAACCAGGAGAACCAGUGCUGUAAAGUGCGGGCGCUAUUCCCGGGACUGGACCACCAUAGCUCUGAGGAAGAGCUGGAACGGAUCAGCAGGGAGUUUGCCGCAGAGAAACGCAAGUGGUCCCAGGUCAGCAGACUAAGUUGCCUUAGUGAUAACACGUCGUCCAGUGAUGAGGAGGUGAAGCACCUGUCUGGGAUGUCCUUUAGGCCUGUGGAUCAGGUUGACACCCUGCGGGGCACCUCCAGUCCGGUCCUGUUCAAUGAAUCUCCUCCUAAAAGACUGCAGCCGCUUGCCCGAAUCCCGGCGUCUCGCCCCCUAAUAUUCACUAGCGUGGGCUCUGGGUUCGACCAGGGGAUGCCCUGCAAAAGGCACAGACAGGGCUACGGAGACAAGAUGAGCCGACCCAGUCUGGACUUGGAAAAGAUGCAACAGAAAAUGCUGUUGAAGAGGAACUGCUACUCCAAGAGCAGAGUUAUAAAGAUACGGAGUAUCAGCGGUGGCCGCCAGCCUCCACAUUAUGUCUAUGAUCCAGCUAUGUUUGCGUUUCGCUCCCUCAGUACCGUGAAGCCUAUCAGCCCACUAGUCCCCAUUGAAGAACCAUCAUGUGCCUACUAACAAUGAAUUAUCUUUCAAACUCAGGACCCUAACAGACUGACCUGUCCGCCUUCAGCACAAAUAGAAAAAAAAAACAACAAAAAAAAUCUGCCGCUAAGAAGCAAUAAGAACUUUUCUGCAGACUCUUUUUUUUUUCCUGUGUUUAUAUUCUAAUACCAGCAUUUGGUAUUUUGUUAAGAGAAAAAGGAAAAAAUAGUUCUUGUAUCAAGGAAGUGAAUGCUUUUUAUUGAUGCCAAGAAAGCGGAAGAAAAAGGAGCAGGGUGAUUCAGUAAGAAGAACAGAAGUCACCUUAGGUAGAGCAUGGAAAAGGUUCUCCAUUAUAUUGUAGUGGGAGGACAUAUUUUAGACCUAGUUCUACAUAGUUGGAGUAUAUAUAUUUUUGGACAACCAACCAAGAUCAAUAACAUAAAGAAAAUAUAUAUUUCAUGGCUCUCUUUGUUUUAAAGAUGAGGGUCAAUUUUGGAAGUAAGUGUUGAAAAUUAAAGAGAGACGUAUGUUUGAAAGCUUGGUUCUAGAGCAGGCCACUGUCAAUGGAGAUGAUUGAUGUGCUCCAAAUACCCGGUGGUGAUUAGGUGACAAUGUAUUCUAAGUGUUAUGAGUAGCCUAGCUAGCUGCUGUACAAAGUUACCACGUACUCCUUAAUUUGAGUAUACUCUUGGUUAAACUUGUAAUUCUAUAGAAUAACCUUGUGCUUAGUAAAAGCUUAUAUGAUGCUCAGAUACAUCAUUUGGAAGGGAUGUUGGGUUUCCUUUGUGGGGCUCCAGAUCUCCAAAUCCUCCAUGUGCCUUUUUAAAAACCUUUUCCUUUUUUACUAAGAGAAAUUUUCUAGACCAUUCUGGAACCUGAGCCCUCUUUAUAAGAGUCUGUUGAAAAGGGAGAGAUCUAUCAUAAUGUAAUGAUCCUGCCCUUCUGGUCCAAUAACUGAAAGAAAUAACCAAAUUACUGUGAUCACAGGUCCCAGAAAAAUAUAUGGUAAGACUGGAUAUGACAAUUUAGCAACUUACAGCCAUAGCUCUAUUUUAUCCAUUGUGGAUUCUUAGUGGCCUUCUUCAUAAGCAUCCUCAUGAAGUCUUGAUGGUCCCCUAACCCUGGAACCAUGGGACUUCCUUCUAACUAGAAAGCCAAGUGACAGAUGUUGCAAGUAAGGCAGAGAUACAGGCUAAGACACUUGAGGAGAUUCUAUUGCUGAGUUUGGGAGUAUGGGGUUGUCUAAACCUCAUGCCUUAACUCUCAAUAGAAGCACACCCCAUAAAGGUUAUUUCCUGUCUUACCUCCUAUUCUGCCAUGAUUUCUAAAUUCUAAAAUCCUGUGUGUUCAUCAAACAUGGCCUUAGAUACUUAUUUAAGGGAGCAGAAUAAGGUGCUGGUCACUUUAUAUUCCCAACUUGUUCAAACACCAAACGCACAUGAGAUUAGUUGGUCUCGGUGAGAAAAGAACCCCUAACUUAGGCCAGUCAGUGACAAGUAUCCAUGAUCAGGGUUGGACUGAGGGGCCCGCUGCCUCAAGGGCCCCCACCCCCUCGUGCCCCCAGCCACAGCUGCAACCCCCCACCACGUUUACCCUCAUUUGCCAUGACCUGGGCGCAAGAGGGAGGUCAUGGGCAGCAAGGGCAUGACGCUGGUCUGACCCUGUUCAUGAUACUUAGUAUCAGAGUUGAUUUUUGAACAACAGACCAAUGGACUGAUCUCCAAUCAGUUCAUGUUUAUCAAUGUAAAAGAGAAAUAAUUUUGGCUGAUGCCUUCCCUGUACUAUCGUUUUGUAAACCAAAGAGUUUAUUUAACCCAAAGUAUGACCAUGACCUUGAAAGCACAAAAAUGAAUACUACUGGGACCAUAAUGUGGCAUUUAUCAAAGAAUGUUAACUUUGAUAUAAUAAUUCAAUGGCAAAAAAUUGAGGAUUAAAAAGAUUGUUGGUUCUUUG
Molecule: messenger RNA, 3158 nt
Organism: Xenopus laevis (African clawed frog)
Lineage: Eukaryota; Metazoa; Chordata; Amphibia; Anura; Pipidae
Exons: 5
Coding region: 381-1238 (285 amino acids)
Source: RefSeq, a predicted model, not a curated record